Messenger RNA from Aspergillus japonicus CBS 114.51, 1307 nucleotides. Its product is annotated as ribosome biosynthesis protein MAK16. The record is from RefSeq and is a predicted model, not a curated record. Gene Ontology annotation, biological process: maturation of 5.8S rRNA; maturation of LSU-rRNA. The transcript is spliced from 2 exons. The coding region runs from base 110 to 1114 and encodes 334 amino acids. Lineage: Eukaryota; Fungi; Ascomycota; Eurotiomycetes; Eurotiales; Aspergillaceae. Gene Ontology annotation, cellular component: nucleolus; preribosome, large subunit precursor.
UGGUGGCCGCCACCCCGGACCCAAACCAUCCCCGACAAACCGACUUGUACUUUGUGAUCACGUUCGAAACUCCUUGCGCAUCCAGCAAGUAACCGAUUCCAAAGUCAAGAUGUCGUCCGACGAGAUUGUUUGGCAGGUGAUCAACCAGCAGUUUUGUUCCUACAAACUGAAAACCACGAAGGGACAAAACUUCUGCCGCAAUGAAUACAACGUCUCGGGGCUGUGCAACCGGCAAUCGUGCCCGCUGGCCAACUCGCGGUACGCGACGGUGCGGUCGGACCCGGAGACCGGGGUGAUGUACCUGUACAUGAAGACGGUGGAGCGGGCGCACAUGCCGUCGAAGUGGUGGGAGCGGAUCCGGCUGUCGAGCAACUACGCCAAGGCGCUGGAGCAGCUGGACGAGCGGCUGAUCUACUGGCCCAAGUUCCUGGUGCACAAGUGCAAGCAGCGGCUGACGCGGCUGACGCAGGUGUCGCUGCGCAUGCGGCGCCUCGCCAAGGAGGAGGAGCGCCUCGGCGAGACCGUCGUGCCCCGCCUGGCGCCCAAGGUGCGGCGCCGCGAGGCCACCCGCGAGCGCAAGGCGGAAUCGGCCGCCAAGAUCGAGCGCGCCAUCGAGCGCGAGCUGAUCGAGCGGCUGCGCAGCGGCGCCUACGGCGACCGGCCCCUGAAUGUGGAGGAGGGCAUCUGGAAGAAGGUGCUGCGCGGGUUGGAGCGCACGGGCGAGGGCGAGCGCGAUGAGGAUCUUGAUGAUGGGGAGCGUAUUGAGGAUGAGGAAGAAUUGGAGGAGGAGGGCGAGGAGGGCGUUGGCCAGGUGGAGUAUGUUAGUGAUGUGGAGGAGAGUGAUCUCGAGGAUUUGGAGGAUUGGAUCGGUGGGGAGUCCGCGGAUGAUAGUGAGGAUUUCAGCGAGGAUGACGAGGAGGAGGAUAGUGAGGAUGAGGAGGACAGUGAUGAGGAGGAUGACUCGCAGCACAGUGAGGAUGAGGGCGCCGCCAAGAAGAAGCCCGCCCCCGGCUUCAAGCGCAAGCGCCCUGCUCCCCAGGCUAAGCCCCGCAAGAAGGGUCCCCGCAUCGAGAUCGAGUAUGAGACUGAGGGGCCUGGAAAGGUUCUGGCUUAAGUUCGUUGCUGGAUUGUGGAGGGGAUGGGGGGUUUAUUACAAAAAGCUCGGUUGUGGUCGUGUUUUCGUAUGGCGUUGUUUCGGUUCGAGUUUCGUUGAUGUAUCUACUGACUUACCUUUCUUUCGUUGUUGCUCAUGCUGCGAUCGGGCAUAUCAUACCCAGCCAUUGCAUAUAGCUUGUUGAAUGAUUGUU